GAAUAAAAAUAUACUGAAUGAAAGUGGGGGAAAGGAAGAGGAAAGGGGAAAGCUUGCCGGCUUUGGUUUGUUUGAUUGUAAACCGUCAGGAAACGGUUGACGCUACAACAAAGUCAUCAUCAUCAGUAUUUUAUAUCUCUUUAAUUGAUUACUACUACUCAUUAUUUAUCAACUAAAACAAUAACAAAUUAUUACUGUACUAGUAGUAAUAUAUCUUUAUAAUUAUAUAUUCGUCCGUAUAUAAUAAAGCAAUUAAUUAAUUAUGAUAUUGCUGUUUUUGUUGUAUGGAUGUAUGUAUAUUGAUUGAUUGAUCGGAUCAUAAUUUAAAUAAAACCAGUUCCCCAUCUUGUUCUUUGGUUGGAUAUUGGAGGAAGAGUAAUUAGGUGAAAGGGGAAUAAAAAAUGGGCGGUUGUUUUCCCUGUUGUUUUGAUUAUUCACCCCAAGAAGAAGAGAAAUUGAAUAAUUAUAAUAAUAAUACUAAUCAAUCAUCAAAGACGAAGAAGACAACAUCAUCAUCAUCAUCAUCUGCUUCUUGUACUACUGCUAGUAAUAAUGUUUCCAGAUUAGCUUCUUCUGGAGUUGAUAGACUUAAGACUAGAAACAGUACCAGCUUAAGGAGGGAGGCAUUAACCACCACCAAGGAUUCACCAGAUGGACAGAUUGCUGCUCAAACCUUCACCUUCCGUGAACUUGCAGCCGCAACUAAUAAUUUUACCCCUGAUUGCUUCUUAGGGGAGGGGGGCUUUGGUUGUGUAUAUAGAGGACGUCUUCACAACACCGGUCAGGUCGUAGCUGUUAAACAACUAGAUAGAAAUGGGCUCCAAGGUAACCGGGAGUUUCUAGUGGAAGUUCUUAUGCUUAGCCUAUUACAUCAUCCAAACCUAGUGAAUUUGAUUGGUUACUGUGCUGAUGGUGACCAAAGACUUCUCGUGUACGAAUUUAUGGCAUUGGGAUCACUGGAAGAUCACCUUCAUGAUGUUCCCCCUGAUAGAGACCCAUUAGAUUGGAAUACACGAAUGAAGAUAGCGGCUGGUGCAGCCAAAGGUUUAGAGUUUCUUCAUGAUAAGGCUAACCCUCCUGUGAUUUACAGGGACUUCAAGUCAUCCAACAUUUUGUUGGAUGAGGGAUUUGAGCCGAAGCUCUCUGACUUUGGGCUUGCAAAACUGGGCCCUACUGGGGACAAGUCUCAUGUUUCUACGAGGGUUAUGGGCACGUACGGUUAUUGUGCUCCAGAGUAUGCCAUGACUGGACAACUAACCGUCAAGUCCGAUGUGUACAGUUUUGGUGUCGUGUUUUUAGAGCUGCUUACUGGUCGCAAAGCCAUUGACAGCACUCAACCACAUGGACAGCAGAACCUUGUCACAUGGGCACGACCUCUGUUUAAUGACAGAAGAAAGUUCACAUCAUUGGUGGAUCCAAGGCUAGAAGGUCGUUACCCCAUGAGGGGGCUAUACCAGGCCUUAGCUGUUGCAUCCAUGUGUAUUCAAGAACAGGCUGCUGCACGGCCUCUCAUUGGAGAUGUGGUCACUGCGUUGUCUUAUCUUGCAAACCAGGGAUAUGAUCCUACCACGGCUCCUGCUAAUAUCGUUAACAAAGAGAGACCAAAAGCUGAAAGAAAUGGAAGAAUUUCAAGAAACGAAGAAGGGGGAGGAUCAGGUCGUAGCAGAUGGGAUUUGGAUGGAUCAGAGAAAGAAGAGUCUCCUAAAGAAACCGCAAAGAUGCUCAACAAGGAUCUUGAAAGAGAAAGGGCUGUUGCAGAAGCAAAAAUGUGGGUUGAAAAACGAAGACAAAGUGCUCAAGGCAUCUUUGAAGCCAACAAUGGUUAGCAGUAAGUUUAUGUAGCACUGUCUAAUUUCCCUUUCUUUUGGCUCAUAUUUGAUUUGCUGAUUGGGAAAUGGAAACCUCUCUUGGAUGCAAAUACUCGAAUUGGUUUCUAUGGAUAAAAGAGGAGAUGAAACAAAUAUUAAGGUUAGUUCUGUGAAUUGUAAAGGUGGAUUCUUGAUUUUCUUUACGGGAGUCCUUUGUGGUUUGACUUUUUAAUUUUCUUGUGUAACAUAAACAUUCAAUAGCUUCUUUUGUAUUUAUCGGUGAGUUCAGCAAAUAUGAAGAACAAAAUACUGUAUGCAGUACUUUACCGGGAUCACUAAAAUCAAGCAAUUAUAUGAUAGUGGUCUUUUUGUAACUAGAUUAUAUUAUAGAUUGAUUAUUACAUCGAGACAUGACUUUAGUGUUUUUCUUUA
This is a messenger RNA of Erigeron canadensis, 2240 nucleotides long. Its product is annotated as serine/threonine-protein kinase PBS1-like. NCBI's taxonomy places the organism in Eukaryota, Viridiplantae, Streptophyta, Magnoliopsida, Asterales, Asteraceae. The transcript is spliced from 5 exons. Gene Ontology annotation, biological process: protein phosphorylation. The record is from RefSeq and is a predicted model, not a curated record. Gene Ontology annotation, molecular function: ATP binding; protein kinase activity. Bases 402 to 1826 code for a protein of 474 amino acids.